GAUGGCGCUAAUACAAAAUGGCGACGCCCACAGGUGAAUCGAAAGAUCUGCGUUUGCAUUGUGAAAGUGCGACAAUUUCCCAGCAAAGUGGAAUCUGCAAAUUAUGUUUGAAAGUCCAGGCCGCUUACACCUGCCCACGAUGCAACGUGUCCUAUUGCUCCCUCGCUUGUUACAAGAGUGAGAAACAUGCCGAUUGUUCAGAGUCUUUCUACAAAAACAACUUUAUCCAGGCACUCAAGGACACUAAAGGAAGCUCCGAGGACAAGAAGACUGUGCUGGAGAUGCUGGCCAGACUCGAUGCAGAAGAAAGUGUAGAUGACAGCGAUGAUGAUGAUGAUGAUGAUGCUGAUGACAAUGAUGAGGCUGAAAGCCUACAGAAAAGACUAGCUGGACUAGAUCUUGACAAAGAGCCGGAUAAAGUUUGGGAGAAGCUGACGCCGCAGGAGAGGCAAGAGUUUGAGGAGGUCCUGCGGGCGGGAGCUUUAGGAUCCAUGCUGGAACAAUGGAUUCCCUGGUGGACAAAACAUGACAGAGAACUCAUCAGUGAUAUGGGGGAGGAUGCACAGAAGAAGGAAGUGCAAAAGGUCACCACCUCUGACCCACCCAAGCUGCUAGGCCCUGUCCCCAGACUCUCUGAGCUACUCAAGUCACCACCAUCACCCCUCCUUGUCUUCAAUAUGAUUAACGUUCUAUAUUGCUAUGCAUUUGUUGUUAGGUUUUACAAUGGAUCGCACAUGGAGAUACCACUACAUGCUGUCCAGAGCUUUCUGGAGGUGUGUCCUGGGAUGUCAGCUAAUGUCAGUUUUUCGUCAACAGAGGACGCUCUUCAAAGUGCAGUACAUACCAUUACACAGAUGAAAUCUGUCCCAAGUGAAAGGAAACAUCUAGUUUCUCUCAUCCAAGAUGUCGUCCAUAUAAUGCUCGGUAGGAGCAAGUCAUCUCCAUCCCUCUAUGUGGAGUCUGCAUUGUCUGAUCUUCAUCAACUUCUAAAACGGGCAAAGCUCAUAUACAAAGUCCCAGAAUCAACUCGGUCAGAUAUAAAGAAGUCCAAAUCGGCGAUGUUUCUUGCUAAGAAGAAGGUGACCUUUUACCUGGCAUGGAUCAGAGAAAACCCGGAAGCCUUGAAGAUGAAAGCAGCGGAAGUUAAACUUUUGCACAGAUCCAUGGAGAGAGACUUGCAGAAGCAUGAGCAGGUGAAGGCUGGAGUCGAGAAGAAUCUUGCAGCUGUACGGCCGGGACAAAGCUCCAAGCUCAUCGAAGAAAUCGGCUGAAAACUACAUCUAAUACACAAUACAAUCACUGGUAGUCCAUCGAUAACCGUGACGACAUGAUAAAACCCUUAAGUGUUUUCUUACAUGGCUCCACAUUCCAAUUCUGCUGGCACUGCAGAAGCCUUAUAUACAUUUAGUGUAUUCAUGGAUAAUAUCAUGACACUCACAUAGAGGCUGAAAGCCUGUCUGCACUAGUUUGGCAAGGAGGGAUAAGACCUCCCUGCAAGGUAACUGACAGGUGGUUAUCUUAUCAAAUCAGCUCUCAAUAAACAUAAGAAAAAUAGAUCAUGGCGGAUCACAUGGCGGAUCAACGGCUACCGCUUAGGCAUUGUUUGCUUUAUAGAGUGCUCAAGUAGCUACAAGUACUGAAUUAGUGCAGUCCCGCUUGAAGACUAAGAUACCUGAUGUAAUGCCAAGACUUCAUGUCAAAGUUUCCAUCCAACCUGGAGCAAAGUGCCUUGUUUUCAGCUCAGAAGCAGUUUGGUAUGAUAUUUGUAACGUGAUAGCGGGAAACCAUGAAUAAGGUGUCAAUCUGACCAUAGAUCAAUAGAGAAUAGAGGCGACUUCUUUGAAUUAUUGUAAUUGAAUCUAUAUUCAGGAGUGAGAAAAUUGCCAGUUUGUUGGUAAAACAUGAGUUUUUAACCUUUCAAUAUAAAUGCGCAAUUUUCCUGUAAUGUAACUUUGAUAUUUUGUGCCAUUGUUAACACCACAGAAAUGGUCUUUGUUGAAUGGUUAGUUCUAUAAACAACAAAAAGAUAAUAGAUACAAAAUUAAAUUCUGUUAUGGCAAGUGGCCCAUCAGAUAAAUGUGGUCUGAAAAAUAAGCUCAUCAAGUUGUGGGUAUUUACCUGUGUAUGAAAAGAGAUGUCAGGCUACAAAUAUGCCUAUCUAUCAAGGUGUUCUUUUGAUAAGCAGUCCUGAGCAAUCAAAUGAAAAUAUGUUAAUCAGCACACAUCAUGUUUCUUUAAGAUAAAUAAAGAAUAUUUUCACAAAAA
Messenger RNA from Strongylocentrotus purpuratus (purple sea urchin), 2265 nucleotides. It is a transcript of the gene znhit2, whose product is annotated as zinc finger HIT domain-containing protein 2. The transcript is spliced from 10 exons. Lineage: Eukaryota; Metazoa; Echinodermata; Echinoidea; Camarodonta; Strongylocentrotidae. The record is from RefSeq and is a predicted model, not a curated record. Bases 18 to 1271 code for a protein of 417 amino acids.